CAUGAUGCUGCCAUACAUUUGGAAAUGUGAUUAAUUUAUAAGAAAAGUGAAAAGUUGUCAAAGUAACUUCGGGUUUAAUCGAUUUAUCCUCUGUUAGUACAUGUAAUUAUGUCUCGGAGGCCAUAAUCAGCUAGAGCUACACUCUAUGGACGCAAGAUGUAGCGAAGCUAUUGUAUUGAAGUUUUGAGAGGUGCAACUUUGACGUAAGUUGAAGCAAAACAUAACCUACUUAAUAUCGCUGAACUUUGUUAGCCAAUUAAUGUAUACAUAGACAUGCUGAUAGCAAUCAAUUUUUCGCUUUGCAUUAUUUAGAUACGUACUGGUUGAUUUUUAAUUAGUAAGUAAAAUGGCAAACGACAGAGAAGUCCUUCGAGAAAUAUGGGAAGGCAAGAUUCCUGUUUGUUUUCAAUUAGACUCCGAGGAAGUUUAUGAGCUACAAGCUCCGGAUCCCUUUUAUUUGAUGGUCCCAAGAUUAAGUUACUUUCCACUUUGUACUGACAAGGUUAGAAAACAUUUUCUACGCCACGUGCAGCAGGAUAUACAGGAUAAACAUGAAAUUGAAAUGUGGCUGGAAUUUAAUGGUACGCCGCUCAAGUGGCAUCUUCCAAUUGGGGUACUAAUGGAUCUUUAUCACAACGACAUACAAUUGCCAUGGAAUAUCGUUGUACACUUUAACAAGUUUCCCGAAGAUGUCCUCAUUCGUUGUCAUAAUAAAGAAGUCGUGGAGGCGCAUUUUCUUUCUUGUAUCAAAGAAGCGGAUGUACUUAAGCAUCGUGGCCAAGUGGUCUCGAGUAUGCAAAAGAAGGAUCACAAUCAGCUUUGGCUUGGACUCUUAAAUGAUAAGUUUGACCAGUUUUGGGCUGUGAAUCGAAAGCUAAUGGAAGGGACUUGCGACGAAGCUUUUAAAUACAUACCGUUCAGAUGUUACACCAAUGAAGAUAAAUAUAUACAAAGAUUGAUAAAGCCCGUUAACGAAGAGGGUCAAAGGAAAGUCUUGAGACAUUUAUUGAACGAGGUUUUUCCAGACAUGGACCAAGUUGUAGUACGUACCCAUGGCAUCGUCCUUCCACUGGAUACACCACUUCAGUGGCUCUCGGAGCAUCUCAGCUUUCCAGAUAAUUUCCUUCAUUUAGUCUUAGUAUCGUCGUAACACACGUGAACGAACCCGCUACAUUUUGUAGCUGCCUACUGUAGAUUAGAAGAUAAUCCCAGCGAAGGAAAAUAUUAUUUUAUUUUUUUAUGAAUCAAUAUUUUGUUUCUAUGAAUAAGCAAUUGAUCGUAUUAUGCUAAAUUGUAAGAACUUUAUCAGUGUUUGCGUAAGUGGUGAACAGCAAUGCAGAUCAGUCGAACUACAUUUAUAUCGAGUAAAGAAUCUGACAAAAAUCAUAGAAAUAUACUGUACAAAAUGUGUAGUAAUCAAAUGCGCAACUGUAUGUU
Ceratosolen solmsi marchali is the source of this 1437-nucleotide messenger RNA. It is a transcript of the gene Atg5, whose product is annotated as autophagy protein 5. Gene Ontology annotation, molecular function: Atg8-family ligase activity. The transcript has 4 exons. The record is from RefSeq and is a predicted model, not a curated record. Lineage: Eukaryota; Metazoa; Arthropoda; Insecta; Hymenoptera; Agaonidae. Gene Ontology annotation, biological process: piecemeal microautophagy of the nucleus; cellular response to nitrogen starvation; autophagy of mitochondrion. Gene Ontology annotation, cellular component: phagophore assembly site membrane; Atg12-Atg5-Atg16 complex; autophagosome. Bases 347 to 1150 code for a protein of 267 amino acids.